AUGAAGGCAUCAUUGCUUUGCAGCGCAACGCUUUUCUCUUUGGCGACCUUUGCCUUCCCGGCCAACUUGCUCAGCAAUGACAUUAGCGAUGACACGCUCGCGGACAUCGCUGUUUUGGCGGCAAAGAUAAAACGAGCUGCCGAGGAGAGGCCUGAUGCCAGCAAUGUAAAACGUGGAUUCAAUGCUGAUGCUCAGCGCAUCAGCACCUCCGGUGACCACCAAUAUAUUGCACCAGGCCCAAAUGACCUCCGUGGACCUUGUCCUGGUCUGAACGCCAUGGCGAACCAUGGCUACAUCUCCCGCUCCGGCGUGAGUUCAAUCGUGGAAUUGACUACAGCGUCUAACGAAGUCUUCGGCAUGGGUCUCGAUCUAUCCGGAUUCUUGUCAGUUUACGCUGCUGUUAUGGAUGGAGAUGUCGCGUCGGUCUCGAUUGGCGGCGCGCCGAAGAGUGGAUUGUUAGGAGGAGUUACCUCCUCAAUUGGUCUUCUUGGAAAGCCGCAAGGUCUGACUGGAUCGCACAACCGUUUCGAGUGCGAUGCAUCACCCACGCGAUCCGACGAGUACGUUACUGGAGACCCAGCGUCAGUCAACCUGUCCCAGUUCGAGGAGCUCGUGGCCAUGCCUCUCGGCCCGAACGGUAUCGAUCUCUCAGUCAUAUUUCCAUUCCGGGUAGAGCGCACCAAACAGUCGAUCGCUACCAACGGACACUUUUUCGCUGGCCCUCUCACACAUCUUGCUGUCAACUCUGCAGCCUUCUACUUCACAUACCGCUUCUUUGCCAACCACAGUGCUGAGUACCCAGAGGGCUAUCUAGAUGUCAAUACACUCAAAUCAUUCGAGGGCAUUACCGGAGAACAGGGCAAUUACAAGUGGGCUUCAGGACAAGAGAGAAUUCCAGAGAACUGGUAUCGCCGCGCCAUUGGUGACGACUAUGGAAUCUUAGGCCUCGACCUUGACGCUGUUAAUGCAAUCACGAAAUAUCCUGAACUGGUCCGAGUCGGUGGCAACACGGGACAGCCGAAUACUUUUGUGGGUGUUGAUGUCGACGACUUGACAGGCAACGUUUUCAACGCGCAGACACUGCUCGAGGGAAACAAUGCUAUGUGUCUUGCAUUCACCGCUGCUCAGGUAGCUUCUCCAGACAUUCUGAGGGGCCUGCUUGGAAAUAUUGUAGAGGCUGUUCAACACUUGACAGACGCCUUGAACCCGAUACUCCAGACACUUGGAUGUCCUGAGCUCGUAAAAUACGAUGCGACGCUAUUUGACAAAUUUCCUGGAGCUGGAAGUGGUCUCUAG
Alternaria arborescens is the source of this 1296-nucleotide messenger RNA. RefSeq lists its product as hypothetical. Gene Ontology annotation, molecular function: peroxidase activity. Bases 1 to 1296 code for a protein of 431 amino acids. The record is from RefSeq and is a predicted model, not a curated record. The transcript has 4 exons. NCBI's taxonomy places the organism in Eukaryota, Fungi, Ascomycota, Dothideomycetes, Pleosporales, Pleosporaceae.